Messenger RNA from Mya arenaria, 651 nucleotides. RefSeq lists its product as uncharacterized. The coding region runs from base 19 to 594 and encodes 191 amino acids. Gene Ontology annotation, molecular function: protein tyrosine phosphatase activity. The record is from RefSeq and is a predicted model, not a curated record. NCBI's taxonomy places the organism in Eukaryota, Metazoa, Mollusca, Bivalvia, Myida, Myidae. The transcript has 6 exons. Gene Ontology annotation, biological process: protein dephosphorylation.
GUCAACCAAUUUUGGACAAUGGUUUUUGCUGAGGAAGUUGACACUAUUGUUAUGUUUGCUGGGAGUAAAACUCGAAAGAAAGAUUUACGGUAUUGGCCAAUUAUUUUUAACGAACCAAAGAACUACAGACAUGUAGAUGUGGAAGUCACAUAUCUGAACACACACUCAGCUUAUACUCAUAUGAAAAUGAGCAUCUCGAACAGGGAAACGACCAGGAAUAUUAACCACAUUCAAUGCGUGCCAGUCUCCACGUUCAGUUCAGAUGGAUUCGUUGACCUUGUUAAAUCUGUGAGAUCGAACGUAAAGGCAGGACGUAUUCUCAUACACUCUAGCGAAGGACUAGGAUCAGCCGUUCCAUUUGUUGUUUUGGAUAUGUGUUUGCAACAGCUUACAAAUGGCUCUUUGACAGAGAAAGUUGACGUGUAUGAAAUGUUAGUGAAUAUUGUUAAGACCCGCAAAGACCUUUUGCCCUCACAGGAGUUGUUUAUCCUAACACAUGACUGCGUCAGACAUCUUGGUAGUUGUGACUACGAACCGCUUCGAAGUUCAGAAGAAAUUGAAAGUGUUUACCAAACUUUAAAAGUGAAUGACUGAUGUACGCAAAUCUGCUGGAUUUAUCCAUAAUCGGAGGAUUUACAGCACAGUUAUGCC